This is a messenger RNA of Ipomoea triloba (trilobed morning glory), 1429 nucleotides long. RefSeq names its product lipid phosphate phosphatase 2-like. The transcript has 9 exons. Lineage: Eukaryota; Viridiplantae; Streptophyta; Magnoliopsida; Solanales; Convolvulaceae. The record is from RefSeq and is a predicted model, not a curated record. Gene Ontology annotation, molecular function: phosphatidate phosphatase activity. The coding region runs from base 104 to 1243 and encodes 379 amino acids. Gene Ontology annotation, biological process: phospholipid metabolic process.
UUUAGUGUCCUGGACUUUGGAAUCCGGGUUCUUCUUCGUUUCCUUAACCUGUAAAUUCGUCGAUUUGUUUUGAUUAUUGUUUUUCUGAAGUUCUGUUUCAUCCAUGUCUUGGUGCCGCUUGAGAUCCGUCUUUUGUCUUGAGAAUUUCAGUUGGUUUUCCCGGGGUCAGGGGUUGACAGAUCAAAGAUCGAGGACUUCUAAUGGUGGUAGUGAUUCAUUUUCUCACCCUUAUUUGCCAUUGAUAACACAUGAUAAGAAGACAGCAAUGAGGGAAGUCCAGCUUGGAUCACAUACUCUAAGGUCUCAUGGAGUCAAAGUGGCAAGGACACAUAAGCAUGACUGGCUGAUUCUGCUGCUUCUUGCUGGGAUUAUAGCUGCUCUGAAUUUUAUUCAUCCAUUUUAUCGUUUUGUUGGGAAAGAUAUGAUGGAUGAUCUCAAGUAUCCACAUAAGAGUAAUACUGUUCCUUUCUGGGUUGUGCCUAUGUAUGCGGAUGUGUUGCCAAUUUUCAUCUUUCUGAUAUUCUAUUUUUACCGAAGAGAUGUCUAUGAUCUUCAUCAUGCAAUACUAGGGCUCUUAUUCUCUACUCUGGGGACAACAGUUAUCACAGAUGCCAUAAAAGAUGCAGUUGGUCGGCCUAGACCAGACUUCUUUUGGCGUUGUUUUCCAGAUGGGAAAGAUGUUUAUGAUAAAUGGGGAAAUGUUAUAUGCAGUGGUGCAAAAAAUAUCAUAAAGGAGGGGCAUAAGAGUUUUCCAAGUGGGCACACUUCCUGUUUUGCAGUGUCAUUUGCUGGUCUUGGAUUUCUGUCACUGUAUUUAGCGGGGAAGAUAAAAGCAUUUGAUUGCCGGGGUCAUGUUGCAAAACUCUGUUUAGUUUGGCUUCCUCUUCUAGCUGCAGCUCUCGUUGGGAUUUCUCGAGUGGAUGACUACAGGCACCACUGGCAAGACGUGUUUGCUGGAGGUUUACUUGGUUAUGUAGUUGCCUUGUUUUGCUACUUACAGUUCUUCCCACCCCCACAUCAUGUUCGAGGGUGGGCGACGUAUGCAUAUUUCCGGGCUAUGGAUGAGUGUGGUGGAACUACUCCGGUCAACAAUGGCGCAGGGAGCUUAGAGGCUGGAGUUGACAAUCAAGAAACUAAAAGAAGUGAUGAAGCUGAAGCUGAAGCAUUCAUGGAGAUUGCUUUGGCUGACGAUCGUCACUCACACUCAGAGGAUAUGAAGUCUGGUGGAGGAAGGCAUUCUUGACUACUUCUAGAGUUCUAGUUAAAUAGCUCAGAUUUUUGAGAAUUAGUAUUUAUGGAGAGUAUGAUUUUGAUUUUUGUACAGAACAUUUUUUAUAAGUUAUGGGUAACUAGCUGAGGCAUUUUAACAAACACUCAUCGUGCACAGUUGGGUAUUGAGUUUGAAAUAAAUCCCAAUUUUGACGCAUUA